ACAAUCGCAGCCAUUAGGGGUAACACUACACCAGCACUGAAUUGCUCUCCGAAGACAAAUCAGUAGAACGCUGGACAUCGAGCACUUCAUAUUUUUAUCAUCUAUAGCACUUGUUCCCUUGGCAAUGAAGUACACUAUACCGUUGUCAGUGGACGGUGGAGCCCGAAGAGGAAGAACAGCACUUGGCGUUGGAGUUCCGAGCUGUUAGCGCUCGCUAGCUGUCGACGCUAACAUGGCCAACACGGAGAACGGCCGUCGUCCCGUGGACACGAGAAGCAUCCGGACCAUCAGUAGCAGCCAAAUCGACGACGGAAGUUCGCUGGGUUCCGACUCCGAGGUCAACGGCUUCACCAGCGACAAUCAAACUGACAAAUAUGGAUUUAUUGGUGGAGCGCAGCAGUACACGGAGGCGUCAGCUCAGGAUGUGCCUACAGCAGUGCUGCGGCAAAGGGAGGUGAAGUGGUUGGAUAUGCUCAAUCACUGGGACAAGUGGAUGAUCAAGAGAUUCAAUAAGGUGAGGCUGCGAUGCCAGAAAGGAAUUCCUCCUUCGUUGCGAGGCCGCGCGUGGCUCUACCUCUCGGGGGGAAAGGGCAAGAAAGAGCAGAACCAAGGGAAAUUUCAGGAGUUGGACAGUCAGCCAGGUGACCCCAAAUGGAGCGACGUAAUUGAAAAAGACCUCCAUCGACAGUUUCCAUUCCACGAGAUGUUUGUGUCGCGGGGAGGACACGGGCAGAAGGAUCUCUUCCGCGUUCUGAAGGCCUACACACUGUACAGACCAGACGAGGGGUACUGCCAGGCGCAGGCUCCCAUAGCUGCUGUGUUACUCAUGCACAUGCCUGCUGAGGAUGCCUUCUGGGGGCUGGUGCAAAUUUGUGAGAAGUAUCUUCCUGGCUACUACAGCCCAGGCCUGGAAGCGAUCCAGUUAGAUGGAGAGAUCCUUUUUGCUCUGCUGCGCCGCAUCUCUCCUCUAGCUUUCCGCCAUUUGGAGAAGCACAAGAUCGACCCCAUCCUCUACAUGACUGAAUGGUUUAUGUGUGCCUUCUCCAGAACGCUGCCAUGGGCCUCUGUGUUGCGUGUCUGGGACAUGUUCCUCUGUGACGGUGUGAAAAUAAUCUUCCGAGUUGGCUUGGUGCUGCUGAAGUGCAUGCUGGGUAGCCGCGAGAAGUUGAAGGCCUGCCAGGGCCAGUACGAAACCAUGGAGCUUCUCCGAACAGUGGAGCCACGAUACAUGCAGGAGGGGUUCCUCGUCCGAGAGAUCCUGGAAGUGCCAAUAACAGCGCGAGACGUGGAAAGGGAACAUCACACCCAGCUGAAGCGCUGGAGGAAGAACCGCGGCGAGCUCAAUUUCAAAUCCCCACCGAGGAUGCACGGCGCCCGACUCAUCAUGCUGGCCGACCCCCCGAGGCGCCAGGACCUCCAGCAGCACCCCACCAUUUUGCUGGAGGAGGCGGAGCUCGGCCCGCUGCUGAAGAAGGGCAAGGAGCACAAGAGCAAAAAGAAAACCCUGAAGAAGUCCCAGGUCCACGAGGAGAUUCCAAACCCUUACCCUCUUCCCAACGCGACGCCGCCCCCACCCUCGUAUCCGCCAGCCCCGCCUCCAGUGCAAAGCGAGUCCCCGGAGACUGAAAGCGACCCGCUUGCCCAGGACGGCGUUCCCCCUGCCGAGCUGCAGCGAUCCACGCACAGCCUCAGUAGCACGGACCAGGAUACGUACCUGUAAUUGGGAUGCACCAGCACUCUGCAGCCAGCAACCACACAUGGAUGAGUUUGUUGGACUGUCACCUCACCUUCAGACACCAUUUUGGCCUCUGGUGGUCUACAACUGCCUUCCUGCGCUCCCCUCCAAAUAUCACCGCCCAUUUCCUGGGAAAACGUCGUCACUUUCGAUGUGUAGAAACAAAAAUUGCCAAAGUUCAUGUUUGUUUUGUUGGUUGUUCUCUCAGAUUCAACACUACAGUGAUACAGUUUUGAUGCAAUCCAUUCAAAGUCUUUAAUACAGAGAUUUAGUUUUUUUCUUGUAUUAUCUUUUUUCAACUUUAUUUUUGGAGUGGAGUGGGCAGCUCUUUCUAUCAGAUGGUUUUAUCCAGCAGUGAGUCAGCUGCCAUUCUUCUUACAUUCCUUGUUUGGGUCGCUAAUCACCGCCGCAAGGUCGAUUGGGAGACAAUCUUUGUUUGUUUUUUUUAUGUUUUCAAUAUGCACAUUGAACACUUAAGCCUUUUUAGAGUCUUACAUUCAAAUCUCCUUGACAUCUUUUCCUCAGUUAUUUAUUUUCUACUCUUUGUCUCAAAAGCCUCGCUGGUGCACAAACGGUUGCCUUAUUUUAUUUUAUUUUUUGUUCUUUUUUGAAUUUUUAUAACGUGGAUGACUUAACCCACAGUCACUGUGCCACUUUCUGCAGUUUCCGAGCAGCAGAAACGGACUCUCCUUGUGGCAGCGGCCACAAGAACGCGGCACCAACAUUCCUGCCGUCUCGAGCGCUAAUCAGCCUUAACGCGCUCGUCUGCCAAACGCUAAUCAGUAUAACUAAUGACCGUGCAUGUGCUUUCUUUCAAAACUUGCCAAUUGCGUAAUGGUGCUGACCUUUUUGGGAUUGUUUGGAUAUCACCCACCUGUUCUUCGGAUUGAUCUCUUUGUACAGGACGGAUUUCAAGCCUUUUCGUUGUAGGCUUCUUUGGCCUGGGAGGUGUAAAAGUGAAGAAUUCCUCGUGGUGCUUUAUCAAAGCAGCAAGAAACGUCAAACGUCUUUCCAAUUUUCCGUAGGUGGAGUCACUUCUAUGAGGUGCCUCCUUUUUUUUUUUUUUUUAACUUGUCAUGAAUUGUACGGAUCUGACACAAUGUAUUAUUAUGAAAUAUUUUGAUGUGGAAUGGAUUAGUAGCAAUUGGAAAUGUGCUAACACUAAAGGAAAAACCUGUCCGUAAAUUGUGAGGGAAAUUGUGCUAUACAUAAAAAAUGUAAAAUUUCUGAAUAUUUGAUGCCACAUCCUUAGGUGGCUUAUGAAAAAUGUUUAAUCCAAACCAAAAGGCACUUUGCAACAUAUUGUUUUCAAAUAAAAUAUUUUCAAUUUUGUUCCAUUUGAAAGAA
This is a messenger RNA of Syngnathoides biaculeatus (alligator pipefish), 3082 nucleotides long. RefSeq names its product TBC1 domain family member 10A-like. Lineage: Eukaryota; Metazoa; Chordata; Actinopteri; Syngnathiformes; Syngnathidae. The record is from RefSeq and is a predicted model, not a curated record. The transcript has 10 exons. The coding region runs from base 233 to 1720 and encodes 495 amino acids.